Messenger RNA from Ochlerotatus camptorhynchus, 1061 nucleotides. RefSeq names its product mastermind-like domain-containing protein 1. The record is from RefSeq and is a predicted model, not a curated record. The coding region runs from base 41 to 895 and encodes 284 amino acids. The transcript is spliced from 2 exons. NCBI's taxonomy places the organism in Eukaryota, Metazoa, Arthropoda, Insecta, Diptera, Culicidae.
CCUCAACCCGGGUAGAGAGUCCACUUGGCAUUGUUUCAAUAUGAUGUUCAGAUUGACGAUUUUGGCUUGUCUGGCAAUUAGCAGUGCCACAGCAGAGCCUGGUCUAGAACAUGCCUCGUUCGGAUAUGGAGCACACAUGUUCGGUGGGAUCAACCCCGAACUGUACACCACAGCCAGAGCCAUAGCACCGCUACAGUACGGAUCCAGUGGGCCGAUGGUGUAUGCAGGUCAGCUGUAUGCGAGUCCAAUGCACAAAACCUUCAGACCAAUGGGCAGUGCUCCGCUGCAGUACGCAGCCUCCCUACCGGUAAGCUACGCCGCUCCGGCUUCUCUAGCUUACAGCAGCCCGUAUGCUUCCCAUCCCCAUGCUCAUAUGAGCUACGGAGGGCACACUUCGCUGGCAGCUAGCUAUGCGGCUGCUGCUCCGCCUACGACUCCAUUUCACAACCCAUCCCAAUACGCUUCGUACGCAGCCGCUCCUGUACACACCGGACACGUUCUGGGCUCCACCGGUGCAUCCUCACCAUCAUCACUCGAUUAUGCCGCUGCUCUCGCCAACAGUCAAGCUUACGGAGGGAGUUCUGCCUAUGCACAGCAGCAGCAUUUUCAGCAACAAUAUCAUCAGCAGCAGCAGCAGCAACAGCAACAGCAUCAACAACAACAUCAACAACAACAGUCCUACCAGCAACUUCUGGAUGCCGCAUAUGGCCGGUCUGCCUCUGAGCUCUACAGUCGAGGAGUACCAUUUGCAUAUCCCAGCCAGGUGGCGGCGAGUAGUGCGGGCCAGGAGGUUGCUCGCCAAGUGGCCGUUCAACUUUCUUCGGGUUACCACCAACAACCGGCGGCAUCGGCUUUCGGGGAAGCACGCGCGCACGCUCGGUCAGAUAGUCAGUAGGAUCCGUUGGUUGGAGAAGUACCUGCACGUGGUCCACUACCACCGGAAGCACUAGCUGAUGGCCUUGAAGAGAGCCAGAGUAGCGUUAGUCAUGUGUCUAUAAUUAUUUAUUUUUACACUAAAAUAAAUCAAUUUAAGUUAUAUUAGGGAAUGUAAUAAAGCAUGU